Molecule: messenger RNA, 1346 nt
Organism: Phyllostomus hastatus (greater spear-nosed bat)
Lineage: Eukaryota; Metazoa; Chordata; Mammalia; Chiroptera; Phyllostomidae
Gene: NUDT16
Product: nudix hydrolase 16
Exons: 3
Coding region: 21-596 (191 amino acids)
Biological process (GO): sno(s)RNA catabolic process; mRNA catabolic process
Cellular component (GO): nucleus
Molecular function (GO): phosphodiesterase decapping endonuclease activity; snoRNA binding
Source: RefSeq, a predicted model, not a curated record
AACAACUAAGGGGAGAGAAGAUGGCCUUAGCCGGGGUGCGCAAGAUGGAGCUGGAGGAAGCUCUGGCCCUGGGGCCUAACUGGCGGCAUGCGUGCCACGCGCUGCUCUACGCGCCAGACCCUGGGCUGCUCUUCCGCCGCAUCCCACUGCGUUACGCGAUCCUGAUGCAGAUGCGCUUUGACGGGCGUUUGGGCUUCCCCGGAGGUUUCAUGGAGUUGCAGGACGGUAGCCUGGAGGACGGGCUGAACCGCGAGCUGAUAGAGGAGCUGGGGGAGGCAGCGGCUGCCUUCCGCGUGGAGCGGGCAAACUACCGCAGCUCUCACGCGGCGUCCGGCCCACGGGUGGUGGCUCACUUCUAUGCCAAGUGUCUGACGCUGGAGCAGCUGACUGCAGUGGAGAAGGGCGCGCCGUUUGCCAAGGACCACGGGCUGGAGGUGCUGGGCCUGGUGCGGGUGCCCCUGUAUACCCUGCGGGAUGGUGUAGGAGGCCUGCCUACCUUCCUGGAAAACGCCUUUAUUGGAGCUGCGCGGGAGCAGCUGCUGGAAGUCCUCAAGGACUUAGGACUGCUGGAAUCUGAUUCUGUCCGUGGGACUUAAGAACUCAGCUCUGAGAUCAGGACCUUUGAACUCCGGAGGGAGGGAGGAGAAAGGGAAUGUUUUCUAGGCCUGGGCCUGAAGGUGGUAACGUAUUAAAAAGAAAGAAGUGUGUGCAAUAUGUUCUGAGCAGAGAGCUCUCAGCAACUCAUGGCAUCAGGGACAAAAAUCUGCAGCUCACCGCAGAAGCCCUGGCAAAUUCCCAGAGCCUGCCUCCUCCCUGUACCUUUGCACAUGCAUCCCGGCAGCCCCCAGAGAUGUGAAUGCUAAGUCUGUGCCCACACACAAGCUGGUGCCUCCCUGACCCCUAAAAUUUAGUUUAACCAGGAAGUGGCAUAUGUGGGGCGUAAGUUGUCACCAUCCCACUCUCUUGCUGGGGAGGAGCUUCUGAACCCCAUUCCUACAUGGCUGCUGUCCAUGGUCUCUCCCAGCUCAUGAUUGUUAUGGAGCGCAGAGAAGCAGAGGACCCUUUUUCCUUCUGAAAGUGGUUGUACCCUUGCCUGGGAGUUGGCCAAAGCAGUAUACUCUGAAAGGUGGUAAAGGGUCCUAACCAGCCCUGACUGGUGUGGCUCAGUCAGUUGGGUUGCUGGUUUGAUUCCCGGUCAGGGCACAUGCCUGGGGUGCGGGUUAAGUCUUCUCAGUCGGGGCGCAUGCAGGAAGCAACCGAUUGAUGUUUCUCUCUCACGUUGGUGUUUCUCUCUCUUUGCCCCUCCCUUCCCUUGUCUCUAAGAAUAAAGAAAUAAAAUCUUUUUU